UGCAAAAUCUUAUUAUUCUUUACCCAUCAUCAUCUCGCAAGUGUAACUCGCUUGUGAGUAUUACUUUUUCCUAUAAGGUAAAGUGGGAUAAAGCCAUUUCCUCCUCUAUCAAAUAGGCGAUACGAUGUGUACAGUGUCAUGUGCAUGUGCAAAAGUAGGAGGAUUUGUAAAACAAAGACGGGGUUCAACUUUUUGUGUACUUCAAUGACGUCUCAUUAUGAUUCUAUCAGCAAACAAAGUGCGAUGAUGAUGAUGCAGCAGGCUGAAAGAGAGGAGGCUUUUGCGGAAUAAUAAUUACUCAUGAAUUUUGCAGAUAAUUUGUAACGUUACCAACGACGAGAAUGGCGACGACGACAAAAUUUGAUCCUCAGUAUCAACACCAAAUGAAAAAAAAUUACCCCAAAAGGUCCCACGACCCAAAUUUGCAAUAAUCUAUGUACUAACCACUUUACAACUGGACCUAACUGACCACCUGAAAAUGAACGUUGAGAAUGGAACAGUUCAAAUGUCUCCGGAAGAGAGUGGCACAAUCUUCGCAGUUGAAGACGAGUCGUGUUCCGAUGGCGAUAUGGACAAUGAAGAAUAUGCCUAUGAUCAAGAAGAGUUUGACGUCGAUUUUCAAGGACAAGGCGACCACGAGACACUACCAUCCAUAAAAUUCUCUGCAGAUUCAUUAACCAAUUCAGAAGUCGAGCAAGAUAUGGAUGACUUGAUAGAAAAAGUGAAGCAGUUUGUCCCACCGGAAGUAAGCUUGGACACUGUGAAACUUGUCUUGGAUCAGAACGGGUGGGAUUUCGAAAAGUCAAUCACAACUUUGUCCAACGACGAGAAUGGUGUGGAAGGAUACUGUUCUAAAACGCAUAUUCCUUUUCCGAAGGGAAUCAAUAGUUCUCCACCUCUUGUGGCUGAAAGCAUUUGCAGAAUAUGUGCAUCGCCCUGCAAGGAGUAUCACCCGCACGGUGACUGUGAUUCCGUGGUUUGCCUCCCUUGUUGGAAGAACUGGAUACGAACCAGUGUCAUGGACGAUGGGAGAACUUGCAUCACUUGCCCAGUGUGCCCCAUGUUUCUAGAGGAUCGUCUCAUCAAAGAGUUAGCAGCGGACGGUAAAGUCGUCAAGCGUUUAACUGCUAACAGUAACAGAAAAUUCAUCCAGAUUUCAAAAAAUUACGCCUCAUGUCCUGCACCAGCCUGCCAAUUCAUUUUUCGAUCAAAACUACCCCUAAAAUCGUACUCCGGAUGGAAGCCAGCUCUCUGUCAGUGUGGGGGCUGGGCGUGCCUGGAAUGUCUUUCUCUAUGGCAUGGACCCAUGUCCUGUGAAAGUUUGAAAAUUUGGUUGGGGCUCAACGGUAAUAACGAUCUGCUGACCAACCAGUGGAUUAAGGCCAAUUCGAAGCCGUGUCCAAAAUGCAGCACUAAUAUCGAGAAAACGGGAGGAUGCAAUUGGAUGCGUUGUACGAACCCUGGCUGUGGGUACAACUUUUGCUGGAUUUGUUUACAAAAGGCCCACGACCAUACCCAAGGGGACACCUGCAGCCGGUUCGUUAGCACACAACCACCUCCAGUUCCCGGGGAAGUCGUAAAUGCUAGAUUUCGUCAAGAACGCUACGAUUUUUAUAGCGAACGCUACCACAACAUGAUCACAGGUGGACGUUUCAAUCAUAUUCAAGGUUUUCAUAUCGACCAAGCACGAACAGCUUUCCAGCAAAAUUCCACACCUGAGACUGAUCUCAAGCUAUUGGAAGACUUGCCAGCCUUGUUGAAACAAUCAAAACUCACAUUAGGAUAUGCCUACGGACUCAUCUACUUAUUAGAGAACACUGCCGAGAGAUCCUUUUUUGAGGACAGUUUGGCAUUUCUGCAAACAAAGGUCGAUGGGUUGGAAUGGUAUCUCCAGUAUCAAAUUCAAAUAGAAUCACCCAAACAGAUUAGGGAUUUUCUGUGGCAAAACAUGAAAUUUUGUCGCGAUCGGAUCAGCGUCAUGAACACUACGUCUGAAAGUAACUACAAAAAUGGAAAGUGGGAGUUUGACCCUGUCAUCAUCUCGCACAAAACAGCAAAAUAGUCAGUCGGCAAAACACUACACUUCAAAAAUGACAAAUCAGAUGAACUUGGAAAUUCACGCAAUAAAUAAUCACUCACAAUUAGAUAAAUGGAAUAUUUAAGAAACCCGUCAAAUUGUGUUCAUAAUAAUUUCGUAUCUUUAAUUCAGUAAAUAUCGGUUCAAUUUGGUUUCACAAUUUCACUGGUAAAUAACUUAAUAAGUGGUACAAUUCUUCUCUAAUCGAAAAACUCUCCCAUUUCAGGUUGGGUUUUCAUAUCAUAAAAUAAAAUCAUAAAAUGGUAACUCUCAUCGUCCCUUUGAUUUAAAUAUAUAACAAUAUAUUAAGCUUUUCAAUACUAAAGCUCUCUUUACGAUCCGAUAAGCGUCCGUUGAGCAAUAAAAUACUUAAAAUAAUAUAAAUAAUUACUCAUAACAUCAUCAUCGCCAGCGAAUAUUGUACAAUAAUGCGUGCUACGCUUUUGGAGUGCGUGUAAUCUACUCCAUAGAAUAAGAGAUAUACUACAUAUUCAUACUUACGUCUCAGUCUACAGUCAUCGUUAUAAGAUAAAAUUUCGAGAUUUUAAUAGAGAACAAAUACCCACGAAAAAAAAUUAAAUAAUGUAAAUGCUUAAAAUUCAUAUCCUAAU
Molecule: messenger RNA, 2688 nt
Organism: Folsomia candida
Lineage: Eukaryota; Metazoa; Arthropoda; Collembola; Entomobryomorpha; Isotomidae
Product: E3 ubiquitin-protein ligase ARIH1-like
Exons: 5
Coding region: 479-2062 (527 amino acids)
Biological process (GO): protein polyubiquitination; positive regulation of proteasomal ubiquitin-dependent protein catabolic process; ubiquitin-dependent protein catabolic process
Cellular component (GO): cytoplasm; ubiquitin ligase complex
Molecular function (GO): zinc ion binding; ubiquitin protein ligase activity; ubiquitin conjugating enzyme binding
Source: RefSeq, a predicted model, not a curated record